CCAGAGGGGUUGAGAGGAAGAAAAAAGGGGGAGUAUCCUGUCUUCUCUGCCCUCCUGUACUGCUGCAGCCCCCCCUCCCCUUCUUCUCUCUCUAUGAUUCUCUCUCUCUUUCCCCUUACUCAUCUGUUUCUGGAGCUGUACUGAGAGGAAGGGCACCUGCCGCUCCCUGAUGAUUCAGCCUUUCAGCUUCUUGGAGCUCCUCGCGCAGACAGCAUGUCCCUCCUGCCUCUGCAGUGGCUGGCCGUCCCGUCCUCCGCACCACAGCCCCUGCAGUCGGCCCGUCACGUCCACACCGCCUCCCAGCGCUCAGCCAAUUCUAUUUAUAGACUGAUUUCCUGUGGGGAAGCAUGAGUGAGUCUACCUACCUCCCAGACUGUUAGGUUCCUACUCACUCUUCAGACGUUCCUGCCGCCUCAUGAUGGAAAACAUAGUCGAGGAGACCGGGGGCCGACUGUGUGAUGCUCUGUAGUCUUCAGAGAGCCAAGCAUGACUGAGGGAAUGGAGGACAUCUCUCCCCCUGCUGGACCGGCCUCCCCCACCAGCUCUGAUACCGGACAAGUCCCAGAGGAGAAACCAGAGGAGACGGAGGCAGCUGGCGAGGGUGGGGAGGAGGGUGCAGAGGGUGGCGGGGAACGUGUGGGGGCUUUGGGAGUCGUGGCCCUGCCGGGGACCUGCUGUGUGUGCAUAGAGAUGGAACGGAUUAACAGUUGCCUGCACUCAGAGAAAAUCUGCAUCCUUCCCAUCCUGGCCUGCCUGCUGAGCUUGGCCCUGUGCACCGCCGGCCUCAAAUGGGUCUUUGUGGAUAAGAUCUUUGAGUACGAACCCCCCACACACUUAGACCCCAAACCUAUCGGACAGGACCCGAUCAUCAUAUCGGUGACCCCCACGCUGGGACUGACUGUGUCCAUGCCUCACUCGUCUACCUCCUUUGUCUCCCUGACCACCGCCAUUACCCCGGGACGUCCUGACGUUUUAACGGGGGAGAAAUCCACACGAGGGCCGUACGCGUCGUCCCCACGAGUGACUCACGCUGAUGCCUCUGUCACGCUGAAAUACAACGCAGAGCAGCCCACCCUCCCAAAGCAGACUCCCCUCCCUCGGACGACACAGGAGAGAAACGACAUCUUCAUCCCGACCAAAUCUUCCGCAUCCACCACCACCACAGCAAAGACCUCCAGUCAUGUGACCCGCUGCAGCGACAGCCAGAGGAACUACUGUGUGAACGGAGGGGAGUGCUUCACCCUGGAGAUCAUGCCAGGGAGCACAAAGUUUCUCUGCAGGUGCUUGGAUGGAUUCACUGGGCACCGAUGUGAACAAGCAGUGCUUAAGAAAGUCUCAGACCCAAAACAAGCCGAGGAGCUGUAUCAGAAACGCAUUUUAACAAUAACAGGGAUCUGCAUUGCACUCCUAGUCGUUGGAAUCAUGUGUGUGGUUGCCUACUGCAAAACAAAGAAGCGGAGGAAGGAGCUCCAUGACCGUGUGAGGCAGAGUCUGAGGAAAAAGAGAAACAACAAAAGCAAUACCGGUGUCGACCCCAACAUGGCAAGUUCAGCCAGAGAAUGUCCGAGUUCUAACUUGCCUCUUCAAGAUUUGCAGCUCAUCAAUCAAAGUGACGGGAAGACUGCGCAGCAUGCAGCUGAGGGGGAAACAGAAACAACCUUCUCCUCAAGCAAACCCGCUUUAUCUGCGCAUGAACCCAACACCACAUUCACCAACAUCUCGAGCCAAAGGUUUGUAUCUGACAGAACCCCGACUGCAUUGUCUCCGGGGUGUUGCACCUCUCCUGCAACUCCAGGGUCUCCCCCGUCCGAGAUGUCAGCCCCCUUGUCCAGCCUGGCCAUCUCCGUCCCCUCCGUGGCUUUGAGCCCCUCUGGUGAGGAGGAGCGCCCCCUGCUGUUGUCCAACACGCGUCAGACCAUGAGCCGAGACGAACAGAAGAGGAACUCUGCUCACUACAACCACGGCCACGAGGCACACAGCCUACCACCCAGUCCUCUGUUCACCAUGGAGAACGGUUACUACCAGGUCAUAGGUGAGCAUGACACCACAGCUGUGGGCCAUAUGUUCUCAGCUGAGGAGGUACUCAAGACAAACAACAACAUCGACAGCUGCGGCACCAAAAGAGCGAGCUAUGUUCUGCAUAAUCUAGAGUCCAGUGGGGACAGCAUGCCAGUGAUCGAAGCAGAGGAGCCUCAGGGGGAACACACACCCUUCCUCACCACACAUAGCACUACGACCCUGUUGCUCAGGGCGAUGGACAGCUGCAGGACUAACCCAGCAUUACCAAAUGGUGACCUGCUUGAAAUGUCGUCCAGCAGUUUCACCGUCAAACCAGAUCCAGUUGCUGUACAAGGUUAAGAAGUAAAAUGCUGAUUGCUGUUGAGGGUAAAAAAAAAAUCAAAAAAAGUCACGAUUAAACCUUUAUUUUCUAUACAUUAUUUGCUGUGUAAAGACUUUUAAAGACAAAUGAGACUUUUAUUUUAGUGAUGUAGUAAAUAAAGAGUUUUAUAAAAUAGAAAAUGUACACGCGUCUCGUAGGUAAAGUGCCAUACACUAGUAUGUAGCAGACAGUAUGUUUCAGUGCAGAAAAAUAUCAAUGGUGCCUUUCUGUUUAGUAUGCUUAAGGGAACUGCAACAUUGCAUACUGGGCCAUAUAUAUUCAUCAUCUUAAUCUUCCAGUUAACAAUCAAGAGUAACUCGCUGGCUGCUUUGAACGUGCCCACUGACACGACUGAUAUUUUGGUUUGACGUUUUUCUACGAGGUGCAUGUAACUUCCUUAAAAUGCUGUGAUGGGAUACUGAGCAGUUGCUUCCUUUGACCUGAUACGUCAACACGAUGUCUCUGAAUGAAUGAUCAAUCAGCUGCAUUUGAGGACUUUUUUAUUUCCUGCUGAUUGUUUAUAACUAUUAGAAAAAGGUGCAAAGUCUGGGUCUGCUGUGUUACUAAUACUGUCACUUAUAUUCCUAACAUAACCCGGUAGAUUUUUAGCCUUUUUGUUAAAUGUUACAGUAGGAUUUGAUCUGCACAUUUCAAGUUUACAAUAUGUUACAGUAUACUACACUGGUGUAGCAUUGCAUCUUGUUUAGGGACUCACAAGGUCAAGAAGAAAAAAAUACAGACGUUCUUUCCAAAUCAAAGGCCUGAAUAUAGAGUGGUGCAGGGAUGACGUAGCAUUGAAGCUAGCAUCACAUAGCACUUCCUCGACAAUGCAUUGGGAUAUUCCCACAUGAUUUUGGUAUAUAUUGCAGAAAAUAAGCUCUGUGGCAAACACACAGCAGGAUAAUCUCCACAUAUUAACACCAUUUUAGGAUUUUUCAAAGUGUAAAUGCAAUUGCCAGAAGCAAAAUGCUAAUGCUAAGCUAUAACCAAACCACAUCGCUAAGCUAAUGGCGGCUAAUGUUUGGCACGUUGAGAAAUCCCUCUUUGUUGGCAAACUGCAUUUUGUGACUCAUCAAAACUCUGGACAUUAAGGAGAGCAGCAUUCACUGACUUGUUAACAUCUCUUAGCCUUUCUUUACCACAAAAAUGUACAAAAAAAACGUUGAGCAAAAGUUCCUGGGUUUUCAGGACUUGUUUCUGCACCACUCUAUACCUUGACAUUAAGUCUGAGCCAUUGCUGGUGCAUCCUACAUUUCUCCAAACGCUCGAUAGUGUCUGUAUGCUGGCAGGUCCCCAUAUCUCCACAGGGCGUCUCAGAUAAGAUGGUGCCUUCAAAGUGCUAUAUUUCUUAAUGAGAACACUCCAGAUACGUGUGCCUUCCAUCACCAGUAUGAUAUUACUGAUUGCAUCUUUAAAUGCAACAAUAUCUUCGACGUGUGCACUGAAUGGAAGACAGGAUAUAGCUUAUUCAUGAAGACAUCCCUGAGUAAUGCAUUUGGGAGAUUCAAGAGAAUACAAAUCAAGGUUUCCUGCUUUAAUUGUUCAGUCAUAUCUGUUACGAUAGGCAUUUGUUCGUCCAAAUUCAACUUAGAUUUAAACCCCAGCUUGUGUUCAAAUGUGCAAUGGUGUAUUGAUCAUAAGAGAGCAUUAUUAACAACACAAUGUCUGCUAACAUGUUUAUGAAAAUCUGCCAAAGACCGUCACCGUGUCUAGAGUCGACAAUGAACAGAUUAACAAAAAAGACACACCAUUAUCCGGCUCUGUAACCACGGUUUGUUUAACUGUAUUUAUGUAGAAUCAGCUUGUAUGAGUAAUGAUGACGCAGACGUGCUGCUAAGUGUUUAAUUCCCAUGCUCCUGUGUUUUUAUCUGUGCAUUAAGAUUAUUAUUUAUAUUGUGCUCUUUGAAAGCAUGAAGUAAUUAUUUAAGUUCUACGAGCCAUCUGUCACAUGGUUAUCAAUUGAAAUUAACUUAUUUGCAUAUUUUGUCACGUGUGUAUGCUCUACAUAACUCAAUGCAUUGCUUUUAGGUUUAGGACUGUCUUCAAACGAUGUAAAUACACCAUGAAAACCUUCUGCGCUGUUGUUUCUAAUUAAAAAUAUUAAAUCAG
Messenger RNA from Eleginops maclovinus (Patagonian blennie), 4489 nucleotides. It is a transcript of the gene nrg1, whose product is annotated as neuregulin 1. Lineage: Eukaryota; Metazoa; Chordata; Actinopteri; Perciformes; Eleginopidae. Bases 487 to 2358 code for a protein of 623 amino acids. Gene Ontology annotation, biological process: activation of transmembrane receptor protein tyrosine kinase activity; animal organ development; cell differentiation. Gene Ontology annotation, molecular function: chemorepellent activity; protein tyrosine kinase activator activity. The record is from RefSeq and is a predicted model, not a curated record. The transcript has 8 exons.